Molecule: messenger RNA, 745 nt
Organism: Macadamia integrifolia
Lineage: Eukaryota; Viridiplantae; Streptophyta; Magnoliopsida; Proteales; Proteaceae
Product: sm-like protein LSM7
Exons: 6
Coding region: 231-530 (99 amino acids)
Biological process (GO): mRNA splicing, via spliceosome; nuclear-transcribed mRNA catabolic process
Cellular component (GO): Lsm1-7-Pat1 complex; U12-type spliceosomal complex; U6 snRNP
Molecular function (GO): RNA binding
Source: RefSeq, a predicted model, not a curated record
AUCCAACCCGCCGUUUGACGCCCUUGUGAGAUAGAGCUCAUAUGAGGGAGAAAGGAAUCGUCACAAGCAGAGCAGCAAGCGGACAACCGACCAACCUAACGUUUCUUCAGAAACCAUUUGCGCGCGCGUGUUUUCAAUGACUACAUAGUCUACUCGGAAGGAAAGCUUGUUUAUUUGAUUCAAAUUUUCUCCCCGCCCCUUUCUGAAGGAAUCCGGGAGAUUACUACAUAAUGUCAGGCCGGAAAGAAACAGUUUUAGACCUGGCGAAGUUUGUGGACAAGGGCGUCCAAGUGAAGCUAACUGGUGGUAGACAAGUGACAGGAAUUCUGAAAGGAUAUGACCAGCUGUUAAACCUCGUACUGGAUGGAGCUACGGAAUUUCUAAGAGAUCCAGAUGAUCCACUGAAGACAACUGAUCAGACCCGGACUCUUGGCCUAAUAGUUUGUAGGGGGACUGCAGUGAUGCUUGUAUCCCCAACUGAUGGUACUGAAGAGAUUGCAAAUCCCUUUAUCCAGCCAGAUGGUGCAUAGGGCUCAUCUGACAAUCAUGCACUUAAUUUGCACCUAACUAAGCUAUAGGUAUGCUUUAUGUAGUCUUUUUUCCUGUUGGUUUUGGAUGUUACUUCGUUCACGAGGGAGCUAUGGAAGGCUUUGGAUUUGGUCUUUUGUGGAUACAACUCUACCACCUCUGAAAUGUAACUGUAGUAGUAUUCUAAUGUCACUAAAAGUACUGGUGUUGUCACUUC